Molecule: messenger RNA, 2101 nt
Organism: Dendronephthya gigantea
Lineage: Eukaryota; Metazoa; Cnidaria; Anthozoa; Malacalcyonacea; Nephtheidae
Product: alpha-1,6-mannosyl-glycoprotein 4-beta-N-acetylglucosaminyltransferase-like
Exons: 5
Coding region: 414-2000 (528 amino acids)
Biological process (GO): protein N-linked glycosylation
Molecular function (GO): acetylglucosaminyltransferase activity
Source: RefSeq, a predicted model, not a curated record
CUUAUAUACAAGUGAAGAUUAACAUGUUGCAGAUGUCUUGCUAUGCAUAAAACAACCUCAAAAAAAGCCACAAUGUAACCACCAUGACUCCUUGUGAUACAUCACUUGUCCUCCAUUUGACGUCACGACAGUAUCUUCCUGACAUCGAUACAGCCAUUUUACAUACAGUGCCGAGAUUAUUGACUACCGCCAUAAUAAUAGCGAUUGAUUGUACACUUAUUUUUCGCUUUAUUAAGAGUCUAUGUUCUGAUAAGUACUACACAUAACACCAGCCAGUUAUGAUCUUCGUUUCAAAGGAGGAAAAGCAAUGAUCGCUGUGGUAAAGUUUUAAAAAACCCAGAGGCAGACAACCACGGUUAUUGAAAACCCGAAGACGCAGCUGGGGACGCGAGCCUCUUGAACUUUAGAACUUAAUGAUUCGAAAAAUACCUUGUAAGAUUGGACAUACAAUUCUUCUGGCCGUGUUACUGUCGUUUGUUAAUACUGUUAUCAUUCUUAUUUAUUUGGGUCCUUUGAACUACAAAAAUGAUGCUGGAGACACUUUACCACCAGCUUUCAAGCCCCUUGUCAAAGUUGUCACCCAACCUAGAACACAAGAAAUUCAGCAGGUAUCUGUCGUAAAUCAAGAGGAGAAUCGCAAAAUAGAUUUUCCAACUGUUGAGAGAGCUCCUGGUAAUAAUUCAGGAAACGCGGACAGUGUGGACGUUUUUACAGAAUGGGCUAAGAAAUUCAGUCCAAUAGAAAAAGAAGAAGAUAACCUUGAUCAUGCAUCUGACAGAUUGAAAUUUAAUCCCAAUGUCAUGUCUAUGGUAGGCAGGCCACCUUCAAAACCAGUGGACAUUGUUAUUGGUAUACCAACGGUCAAGCGAGAUACGACUGACUAUAUUUCAUCCACACUACGCCAUUUAGUAAAAUAUCUAGAUCAAAACGAGACCAAACGAUGUCAUAUCGUCGUCUUCAGUGCAAACUUUGAACAGCUGGCAAAUACACAAACUGCUAAUUUUAUAAAAAAAGAGUUUGCAAAAGAGGUUGCUGCUGGUCUUAUUGAGGUGAUAAAACCGGACCUGUCGUUUUAUCCAAAGCUAACCGACUUGCCUAUUUUAUGGAAAGAUAAGCCUGAUCGCAUCAAGUGGCGAUCAAAACAAUGCAUCGAUUAUGCCUUAUUGUUUGCGUAUUGUCGCUAUCUCGGCCACUAUUACCUCCAGCUAGAGGACGAUGUUUCUGUCUCACAAACAUAUUUUCGAGAGAUGAAAUCUUUUAUUCGUGUACGUGGUCCAUCGAAAUGGUCAAAUUUGCAAUUUGGUACGUCGGGUUUUAUUGGAAUGCUUUUCAAAGCGUCUGAUUUAGGAAGACUUGCUUUGUUUGUUAAAAUGUACUAUUGGAUAUUUCCCGUGGAUAUCCUCUUCAGACACUUCAACGAUGUGCAUCUGUAUGGUAACAGCCCCAGAGACAUCUAUCGACCAUCUUUAUUCAAACAUCUUGGUCGCGAGUCAUCGCUCAAAGGCCAGACUCGUAAAAUUGAAGGAGGUUUGAAAAAAGUACGUGUUAACGAACGACGAUAUACCGACUCCACAAAUCCGUCCGCUUUUAUUUCAACUAAUAUUCAGGUAUUUGAGUCCAACACCGUGGAUGGACCCUACAGAUUGCGAGACCUUGGCUACUUCUGGGGCAAGGCGCCUCGUCUCAAUGAUUUUAUCAUCGUUGAGUUUAUGAAAGAUGUUACCCUGCUUCGUGUGGUGGUUGAGAGUGGGAGCCAGUUUGCUCCGAAUGAUAUUAUUGAAGAGGGGGAGUUGAGCACGAGCAAAAUGUCCAGGAAUGGUAAAUGUGAGGAGAAUGCAUAUAAAUUAUUACCUAGUAAGACCAGCAAAGGAAAGGUUGAUUCAGGCGCAACAAAAAUAGCAAAUGUAAAAUGCGUCAAGUUAAUAAUUAGUAAACUCAGUACAGACAAAUCUAGGUGGUUAAUAAUACGAGAAUUAGCAGUCUGGUCAGUUAGAAAAUAGUAUAUUGUGGUAAAAUAAUGGUUAUUAAAUUUUUAAAUUAUCAUACUGUCGAUUAGAAAUUUCAUAACCAACUGUAUGAUAAAAAAGUACUGCUUCAAAAG